GAUGUAAGGAUGUGCACCACGAGAACCAUUGUCAAGGGAGCUGCCUGAGAAGCACUUACUUCCCUCCUGGGACAAUUCUGUUCCCAUCAAGUUCAAAAAAGAAGAAGAGGGAAAAAUGCACGUGUUGAUUUAUAUGCAGUUAAAAGGAAUGCCUUGAGGGAACCUCUGGCACUGUAAAAUACAGGGUUAGAAGCUCCUGUUGGAUUUUACAAGCCCCCAGAUUGCCAGGGCAUUACGUUAGGAACAUCCAGUGAUGAGCAGAAUGGAAAAAAUGGCUUUAUGCCCAACAUACCAAAAUGAUUAAUUCAGCCCACUGUCCUAUGAUCUCUAGUGGCCAAACCCAACUCGUGAAUUAGAUAAAAGGGGGAAACUUGAGAGGUUUCAGAGGGAUUAUUUCACCUUCAUAGUCCAGGAACCUUGCCUUGGUUCAUCUUUCCAUCUUUCUCUUUCCAUUUACUCCCUGUGUUCAAAAGCAAUGGCUCAAAAAUCAGUCAGAGUUACUAAGAAUUUUAGUGCAUCUUCGGCUGUUAUGCCAGGUAGCCGAACUGGCUUUAGCACUGUUUCAGUAUCCCGGGGAGGUGGAGCAGGCCUUGGACAUGGUGUUGGUGGCUUCGGGAGCAGGAGCCUCCAUGGUUUUGGAGGAAGUAAAAGAAUCUCCAUGGGUGGCUAUCGCACUGCCCGAUCUGGAUACGGUUAUGGGUUAGGUCAUGGAGGAGUUGGGUACAGGAUCGUCGGUGGUGCUGGGUAUGGAGUUGGAGCUGGUGGCAUCCAUGAGGUGACGGUCAACCCAAACCUCCUGGCUCCUCUCAACUUGGAAAUUGACCCAACCAUCCAAAGAGUAAGGAAAGAAGAGAAGGAGCAGAUCAAGACACUCAACAAUAAAUUUGCCUCCUUCAUUGACAAGGUUCGCUUUCUAGAGCAACAAAACAAAGUGCUUGAGACAAAAUGGAGCCUCCUGCAGGACCACAAGAUCACCCGUCAUAACUUUGAUGCAAUGUUUGAGGCAUACAUCGCUAAUCUAAGGAGGCAACUAGAGGGUAUUUUGGGAGAGAGACCACGGCUAGAGUCAGAGCUGAAGAACAUGCAGGAUACAGUGGAGGACUUCAGGAUCAGGUAUGAAGAUGAAAUUAACAAGCGUACAGCUGCAGAAAAUGAAUUUGUAGUGCUCAAAAAGGAUGUGGAUGCUGCCUUUAUGAAUAAGGUUGAACUGGACACCAGAGUGGAUUCCAUAAAUGAUGAAGUCGCUUUUCUGAAAGGUUUCUAUGAAGCAGAAUUAGCCCAGAUGCAUGCCCAAGUUUCAGACACCUCUGUAAUUCUUCAAAUGGACAACAACCGAAAUCUGGACCUGGAUAGCAUCAUUGCUGAAGUUAAGGCUCAGUAUGAAGAUAUUGCCAACAGGAGCCGAGCAGAGGCUGAAUCAUGGUAUCAAAGCAAGUAUGAGGAGUUGCAGCUGUCAGCUGGAAGGCAUGGAGAUGAUCUGCAUAAUACGAAGAUUGAGAUCUCGGAGCUGAACCGCAUGAUCCAAAGGCUCCACUCUGAGAUCGACAAUGUGAAAAAGCAGUGUGCCAACCUGCAGGCAUCCAUUGCUGAUGCAGAGCAGCGUGGAGAACUUGCCCUGAAAGAUGCCAGGAACAAGCUAGCUGGAUUGGAGGAGGCUUUGACGAAGGCCAAGGCAGACAUGGCCCGUCAGCUACGAGAGUACCAGGAGCUGAUGAAUGUCAAGCUGGCCUUGGACAUUGAGAUUGCCACUUACAGGAAGCUGCUGGAAGGAGAGGAGAGCAGGCUUGCUGGAGAGGGAGUUGGUGCAGUAAACAUUUCUGUUGUCCAUUCAUCUGGAGGCAUGAGCUAUGGAGGCGGCGGCAGUGCCAUGGGCCUUGCAGGAGGAGCUGGUCUCGGCUAUGGAGGAGGAGGCCUCAGCAUGGGAGGAACCAGCAUCAGCUCUGCUGGUGGAAGAGGGCUUGCAGGGAGCAUGGGUUCGGGUAGGGGGAGCAGUUCCAGUAUGAAAAUUGUAUCCAAAACAUCUACAACCAGAAAGAGCUAUCAGAGCUAAAGGCUUUGGCUGUAAAAAUCAGUUAGAGCAGAUCCCCACUCCAUCCAGAACAAAAUCUCUAACUCAACAUGUGAGGGAAUACCGUUGUCUUUUAGCUGCUUUUUCAUUGCAAUUUUCAUCAGCCUUGACAGGGUAGUAAGUGGUGAGGGAUGAUGAGUGUUGCAAUCCAAAACCAGCUGGGAGAAUAAAUGUUUUUUAUUCCUUCUAUAAAGCAUGGGACAAUUUCUAGCAUAGUAUGGACUUGGAGGAAAGGGCUGCUUUCUCCCCCAAAGGACUCCACUUCAGCUGUUUUUCUUUUCAUGCAAUCAAACACCUGAGGCUGUUUUUGCCAGGAGAAAACCAGCUGGAGAGAAGUGCUUUAGAGGUACAAAGUCAUUAGCCAAAGAAAGGUUCAAUUCACAUGCAGCAUUCUGGCUUAGUUUGCUGUGUGGUUUUAACUUGGCCCAUGCUUUACAGAAUUUUUUGCAAGUCUCAUUCUAAAAUGCAGGUUGUGUUUCCAUUAAGUCUAACUUGCUCCUAUCCCUCAUCUUGUAUAAGAAAUCCAAAAGCUUCUUGUCAAGUAAUUCUUGCUAUACAUGUGUCCUCAUAAAGCUUUCCUAACUCAUGUAUACUGCUCCAAAGUCUCAGUGGUUCAACAGCCUCAGAUCUGGAUUUCAAGUUCUCUUCAUUCUCAGCUAAAAUAGCGCUGCUCUAUAACCCACAAAUUUUGGAUGAAGUGAGUUGCAAAUUCCAAAGAUUCCCGUCUGUCUGGUAUAUUUAAAAUGUUUUGCAUGCAUUCUAGCAUCCAUACUAGGUUCUCUUGUCAACAACUACACUCUUCUACUGAAAUGAACAAGAUGCCUCUGAGGAGUUUCUCAUCUACACUUUAGAUCCCAUGAAUAGCUGAAUCUGAUUAUUUAUAAAAGGGCUACUCAAGUUCAUACUAAAAAAGGGCCACUCAAGUUCAUUAUAUUUCAUCAGUGCGAGAAGCUACAGUUGACCCUGCCAAGCUCUCCAAUAUGCAUGAUUCCAGCUUUUCUUGUCAGCAUUAAUGGCUUUUCACAGGAUUUUAUUACAUCAGGAAUAUAAAUUAUCAGGUAAUCUAACUUUCAUCCUAUUCUUGAUUUUUAAUAGAUAUGUAAUAUCUGCUGCUUUUCAAAG
This is a messenger RNA of Anolis sagrei ordinatus, 3190 nucleotides long. RefSeq names its product keratin, type II cytoskeletal cochleal-like. Gene Ontology annotation, biological process: keratinization; intermediate filament organization. NCBI's taxonomy places the organism in Eukaryota, Metazoa, Chordata, Lepidosauria, Squamata, Anolidae. The record is from RefSeq and is a predicted model, not a curated record. Gene Ontology annotation, molecular function: structural constituent of skin epidermis. Gene Ontology annotation, cellular component: keratin filament.